Messenger RNA from Strongylus vulgaris, 257 nucleotides. The record is from the annotation of a GenBank genome assembly. NCBI's taxonomy places the organism in Eukaryota, Metazoa, Nematoda, Chromadorea, Rhabditida, Strongylidae.
AUGAGCAUAUCAAGAGCUGAUACCGCACAUCCAAGAACGCCAUGGGCAGCUGUAAGACGGUUUCUGAACAACACUACCGCUCAUGGACUUCCACGAAUUCCUCAUGCUAGGAACCAAAAAGGAAAAUUGUUCUGGAUAUCCGUUUGGCUCUCCUUCUUCAUGGUUUUUUUCGUUCAGGCAUUGAUUCUUCUAUCGAAGUACUACAACCGUCAUCCAAUCAUAGUGGUCACGGCAAGUUGUUGCAUCUUCUAUUGACU